AUGGUCUGCGAAUCCAUGAGAUAUAAAGAGAUAUCCCACUAUUUUGGCCAACGCCAUGCAGACAAUGAUCCACCAACCCCCCGUAUUACAUUGCUUCAGAACUGGUGGAGCACUCUUUCUUACGCGCUGAUGCGGGAUGACGCUAAUCCCCGUAGGAUUGGGGUACUCGGUAUGGUGCUCUUCCAGAACGUACCAGUCGACAAUUCGCAGGCCGUCAUUAGGCAGGUUCCAGCCCAAUACGGCCGACAUCUGCUCGAGCUCUUCAACAUGCGGGAUUUGAACAUCAAUAGUGAAGGUCCAGGCAAACUCUACGGCGCUAUCACCGCAAUCAACCAGCUACAGAGUGAUUCUAUUUAUAAACGAGGCAGAGAAGAUCACGAGUCCAUUGAGGCUGGCCAAAAUGCCACUCUGACUGGCCCAUCUCGCACUAUAUCAGCCGCCGAUUAUUUCACCAUCAACUUUAAUCUCAAGGACAGGGACGCUUCAUCCGCCGAUGACGAGGUCGCCCAAAGUCAGAUCAUAUGGAAUGCCAAUGAUCAAACCAACAACUAUGGCAAGCUUCGAACAGAGACCAUCAAUGGCCCUUUCGGCUAG
This is a messenger RNA of Penicillium longicatenatum, 594 nucleotides long. RefSeq names its product Ribosome-inactivating protein. The transcript has 2 exons. Lineage: Eukaryota; Fungi; Ascomycota; Eurotiomycetes; Eurotiales; Aspergillaceae. The coding region runs from base 1 to 594 and encodes 197 amino acids. Gene Ontology annotation, biological process: negative regulation of translation. The record is from RefSeq and is a predicted model, not a curated record. Gene Ontology annotation, molecular function: rRNA N-glycosylase activity.